This is a messenger RNA of Ruditapes philippinarum (Manila clam), 1182 nucleotides long. RefSeq lists its product as uncharacterized. The record is from RefSeq and is a predicted model, not a curated record. The transcript has 3 exons. The coding region runs from base 1 to 1182 and encodes 393 amino acids. Lineage: Eukaryota; Metazoa; Mollusca; Bivalvia; Venerida; Veneridae. Gene Ontology annotation, molecular function: protein dimerization activity.
AUGGAAAUGGAGGAAUGCAUUGAGAAGGUACGGAAGAGUAUUAGUGCCAGGUCUUUUGUUGGAAAUGAACAAAUAACAGAUUGUACAGGGGCGGGUAUAGAAUCUGCCUUGCUUGAAUUUCUUGUUCGAACAGGAAUUUCAAAUGAUAAUUUAAUGAAUGUAUUAGGUUUAGGUACCGAUGUUGCCGCAGUUAUGACAGGCUGCCUGAAUGGUCUAGGUGCCAAGUUAAAAGCAAGAAAUAAUAAAUUGCUUCAGCUGUCAGUUGAAGCUGCUGUAAAAAUAAUAUUUUCAAACUAUGGGCCAGUGUACCAGUCUCUGGAAAGUGACAAAACUGCAGGGAAAGCAGAUGGUCUUCUUAAAUUUAUUGCCAAUGCUAAGUUCUUGUUGUUUACAGCCUUACUAAUUGAUGUUCUAACAGUCAUUGGCAUACUUAGUUUAACCUUCCAGAAGGACUUGGUAAAUAUUUCACAUAUAAGAGCAAGCAUUUCAGCAACUAAAGCUACAUUAGAAACAAUGAAAACAAGAUCUGAAACUGUUUCAAAGGUAUUAAGUGAAGUGGGUGAUAUUCCAGAGCCUGGCAAAAAAAACAAGUACCAGCAGUUAGAGGUAACUGAUAACCAGCAGACUAGAGAUGAGUUCAGUAAUCUGAGGCAGACAUACAUUGACACAUUAACUCUGAACUUAAAUAAUAGAUUUCCAGAAGACCAGUUACAAACUCUGGAAUGCUUUGAUAUAGUAUUAAACCCUAAAAGGUACCCAGACCAAGCAGGUGACCUGCCAAACUAUGGCAAUGAUCAGCUUUCUUCACUCUUAAGUUUUUAUGACACAUUAGUAAACAGUGAAAGAGCUAAGUCUCACUUUUUAAUGUUCAAGCAUUUUGUAAGGUCUCAAAAAGCUUUAACAUUUGAUAGCUUUAUCAAGUUAUUAAUAAAUGAGUAUGAAGAUGAAUUUCCAGACUUUGUGUUACUAGGAAAAAUAGCAAUGAUUAUUCCUGUGUCUUCAGCACCAUGUGAACGUGGAUUUUCCGUUCAAAAUGCCCUGAAAAAUAAAGUGCGCAACAGAUUGAAUGCAUCAAGACUUAACAGACUUAUGUUCAUAAAGCUGAUAGGACCACCUAUUGAACAUCUGGAUUUUUUGCCAGCAGCAAAGAUAUUUGCUGAAGGUGCACAAGGCAGACUCUAA